AUGUCUUUUCUCAAAACUUUCAGAAUCAAGAGAUUUCUGGCCAAGAAACAAAAGCAGAAUUGUCCUGUUCCUCAAUGGAUUUGGAUGAAAACUGGUAAUGAAAUCAGUUACAACGCCAAGAGAAGGCACAGUAAGAGAACGAAGCUGGGUCUAUAA
Molecule: messenger RNA, 156 nt
Organism: Arvicanthis niloticus (Nile rat)
Lineage: Eukaryota; Metazoa; Chordata; Mammalia; Rodentia; Muridae
Product: large ribosomal subunit protein eL39-like
Biological process (GO): translation
Cellular component (GO): ribosome; cytosolic large ribosomal subunit
Molecular function (GO): structural constituent of ribosome
Source: RefSeq, a predicted model, not a curated record